AUGCCUCCGAAGGUCGACGUCAACGACCCAGAGAAUGCAAGGCUUCUCAAGCUUUUCGAGUCGCUCAACCUGAGCGGCAACAGAGCCGUUGAGACGCUCACGAACCCAAAGCACACCGCCGCCCUCGAGAGCGUCAUCACAGACAACAACCUUACCGACAAGUCCGUUGACCCCAAGGCGUCAGCACUCAUCAUCUCCGCAUCUACGGCCAAGGAGGCCUCCAACAAGCAGAGCAGAGACUAUGUCGUAUCACGCAUCGUCGAUGGCAGUCUCACAUCAUCCGAUCAGGUCAACGCAGCAUACAAGUUCCUAUCAAAUAUCGACGGCGAACCAGAAAGGGCCGCCUUUGACAAAGAGUGUGGUGUCGGCGUCGUAGUCACUCCCGAACAAACCCGCAAGGCAGUAGACGAUUAUAUCGCAUCCCACAGGUCCGAACUCGAUCCCGUUGAGGGCUGGCCGAAGCUCGGCUCCAUCCUCACAGGCGUCAAGGCGACACCAGAGAUGCGAUGGGCCAGCGCAGUCGACGUCAAGAACUCGGUCGAUGCCGCACUCCUCGCCACAUUCGGACCCAAGAAGGCACCACCUCCCAAGGAAAAGAAGAAAUCCGCCGCUUCCGCUUCCACCUCAGAUGCGAAGAAGGAUGCAGCACCCGCCGGCCCUGUCGACCCGGAUGCCAUGUUCAAGGAAGGCUUCCUCGCCAACCUGCACAAGCCCGGCGAGAACCCCCAGAUUAAGCCAGAGCUCAAGCAGCAGCACCUCGCCGCCACCAAGGGCAUGGUCAUGACUCGUUUCCCACCAGAACCCAACGGCUUCCUCCACAUUGGUCACAGCAAGGCCAUCGCCGUCAACUUUGGCUUUGCCCGCUUCCACGGCGGUCUCUGCUACCUCCGAUACGACGACACCAACCCGGAAGCCGAAGAGGAAAAGUACUUUACCAGCAUCCUCGAGACGGUGCGAUGGCUUGGCUUUGAGCCUUUCAAGGUUACCUAUUCGAGUGACUACUUCCAGCAGCUCUACGAGCUCGCCGUUGAGCUUAUCAAGCGUGGCAAAGCGUACGUCGAUCAUUCGACCCCCGACGAGAUCAAGGAGCAGCGAGGAGGUCCCGAACGUGGGCCCCGCAAGCCCUCACGUUUCCGCGACCGUCCCAUCGAGGAGUCGCUCCAGGACUUUGAAGAUAUGAAGAACGGUAAAUAUGCGCUGGGCAAGGUCACACUACGCAUGAAGCAGGACAUUGAGAACGGCAACCCGCAGAUGUGGGACUUGAUCGCCUACCGUGUUCUCGAGGCUUCGCAUCACCGCACGGGCAAGCAAUGGUGCAUCUACCCGACCUACGACUUUACCCACUGUCUCGUCGAUAGCUUUGAGAACAUCAGCCACUCGCUCUGCACCACCGAGUUCAUCCUCUCGCGCGAAUCGUACGAGUGGUUGUGCGACGCCCUCGAGGUGUACAAGCCGCGCCAGUCCGAAUACGGCCGUCUGGCGCUCCAGGGCACCGUCAUGUCCAAGCGCAAGAUCCUCAAGCUCGUCAAGGAAGGCUACAUCGAGGACUGGGAUGACCCGCGCAUGUUCACGCUUAUCGCCCUCAGGCGCAGGGGUGUGCCUCCUGGCGCCAUCCUGUCGUUUGUCAGCGCGCUGGGUGUCACCACGGCAAAGUCGACCAUCCAGAUCAGUCGUUUCGACCAGGCUGUGCGUCAGUACCUCGAGUUCUCGACGCCGCGAUUGAUGAUGGUGCUCAACCCGCUCAAGGUCACCAUCGAAAACUUGCCCGAGGACCACUUCCAGGAGCUCGAGAAGCCGCUGCAUCCCAAGGCACCCGAGAUGGGCACCAACAAGAUACCCUUCACCCGCACCGUUUACAUUGACUCGUCCGAUUUCAGAACCGAGGACAGCAAAGACUACUUCCGCUUGGCACCCGGAAAGACGGUCGGCCUGCUGCAGGUGCCCUUCCCCAUCACGUGCAAGUCUUUCAAGACGAACGAGAAGGGCGAGCCGAUCGAGGUGAUUGCGACCUACGGCGAUGCGAACACUGCUAAGCCCAAGACGUACAUCCAGUGGGUGGCGGAGCACGCAGCCUCGAACAGUCCGGUCAAGGUCGACGAGGCGCGCAUCUUCCACCAGCUGUUCACCUCGGACGAUCCGGCUGCCGAGGAAAAUUUCUUGGACCACGUCAACCCGGACUCGCUCGAGAUUGUGCGCGGCGCCAUGGUCGAGGUGGGCUUCUGGAACGUGGCCAAGCGCAGCAUCGAGCUGGCGCGUGCCGAGGCUACUGAGCGCACUCAGAAGGCGGAAGCGGACGCGGCCAAGGCGCGCGGCGAGACGGAGACCGCUGCGACGGAGGCUGCGGGCGCAGGUGCCCCCGAGCGUACGGCCGAGCAGCUCGUGGGUAAGGAGUUGGUGCGUUUCCAGGGUAUGCGAACCGCGUACUUUGCCCUCGACCGUCUCAGUGGCGACCUGGGCCUGUUUGGGGACAAGAAGCCGGGCGGGCCGAUCGUGCUCAACCGCAUUGUCAGUCUGAAGGAGGAUGCUAAGAAGGACGACAAGAAACCGACGGCGCCGGUUGCCUCGGGUAAGAAGGCCAAGUGA
Messenger RNA from Sporisorium graminicola, 2583 nucleotides. RefSeq lists its product as uncharacterized. The record is from RefSeq and is a predicted model, not a curated record. The transcript is spliced from 2 exons. Gene Ontology annotation, molecular function: ATP binding; glutamine-tRNA ligase activity. Gene Ontology annotation, biological process: translation; glutaminyl-tRNA aminoacylation. Gene Ontology annotation, cellular component: cytoplasm; cytosol. The coding region runs from base 1 to 2583 and encodes 860 amino acids. NCBI's taxonomy places the organism in Eukaryota, Fungi, Basidiomycota, Ustilaginomycetes, Ustilaginales, Ustilaginaceae.